This is a messenger RNA of Saccoglossus kowalevskii, 3171 nucleotides long. RefSeq lists its product as uncharacterized. NCBI's taxonomy places the organism in Eukaryota, Metazoa, Hemichordata, Enteropneusta, Harrimaniidae. Gene Ontology annotation, biological process: DNA integration. The record is from RefSeq and is a predicted model, not a curated record. Gene Ontology annotation, molecular function: nucleic acid binding; zinc ion binding.
AUGGCAACAAACGUUAUCACAACGCCAACGGGACGGGGUAGAAUACUAUCGCCUUCAUUUCGGGACAUUGCUCCUAGUACUGUCGGCGAAAUUAGACAACAGGGCGAGGAAUUGGGUUAUCAGGGGGCAGAUUUAGAUAAAUAUGUCCGUUCUACAUUUAAACAAAUGCAAGACCAAGAACGAACUGAACGUUUGGCUCAAAGAGAAAGGGACCACAAGGAACGUUUGGCUGAAAGAGAAAGCCAAGCGCGUUUGGUCGAAAAAGAACUGGAACUGACAAGGCUAAAAAUGGAAAUGUUCAAAACGGGACAAUCUACAUCUGAAUCCAAAACCUCUCCCUUUUCAAUUAAAAUUAAAGCCCCUCCUGAUUUUGUGCAAGGAGAUGACAUGGAUGUGUAUAUAAGGCGUUUUGAAAUAUUUGCUAAUAAUUGCCAAUGGAGCCAAGAUGUAUGGGGGGUCGCAUUUAGUGGGCAGUUGUCGGGGAAGGCAUUGGCUAUAUAUAAUGCAUUGGAUGUUGAGCAGACUAAGGAUUGGGCGAGUGUGAAAUGCGCUAUGCUAAAAGCAUACAAUCUUACCGAGGAAGGGUAUAGGGAGAAAUUUAGACAAUCUAGACCUGCUAAGUUUGAAACGGCUACCCAAUUUGUCGUUAGGCUAAAACAUUAUUUGGCACGAUGGGUUGAACUGUCUGGCAUUGAAAAUACAGCGGAGGCAUUAAUAGAUUUAAUUGCACAGGAGCAAUACCUGUCCACUUGCAGUUAUGAAGUUGUGAUGCAUGUCAGAGAGCAUGCGUGCAAUACUGUGGGUGAGAUGGCUACCUGUGUUGAUCGUCGUGAUGAAAGUCGACACUACACUGGUAUGAACCAUAAAACACCGCGUGUAGAAAAAACAUCCAAAAAUACUAGUCAGUUACCCAGUCGUGCACAGGGCUUAGAAGCGACAGGGGGUCAACAGUCAAAAUGUAAACCAGUAUGCCAUCGGUGUGGUAAGCUGGGGCACAUGAAGACUAAAUGCUGGUCAACACGUGAUGCUAAAGGCAACAUAUUGACAGUUGGGGCAUGCAUGAAUACUCGUAGCGUCCUUAAUGCCUCAUCUGACAAAUCUACUGUGGCUAAUAGGGCAAGUACCUCGGUGCUGAUCACCGAGGGCAAACAGAUGCAAAUGACUAAAAUUGGAGAUAAGGUUCUGCCUGUGCCUGCUAUGAUGGGGAUUGGUAUCAGUGAGGUGGCUGAGACUAUAUCCAUGCCUAUUGCAGUGGGCACAGUGAAUGGUCAUAAGGUGAGUGUUCUCCGUGACACUGGUUGUAGUGGGGUAACAGUACGAACUAGUUUGGUGCACCCAUCGCAAAUGAGUGACGAGGAGGGCACUUGCAUAUUAAUUGACGGUUCUAGAAUUAGAACAGGUAUAGCAGAGUUGGAAGUCCAAACGCCUUACUACACUGGACCUGUGAGAGCACUCUGUUUCAAAUCUCCAAUAUGGGAUCUGGUUAUCGGUAACAUAGAGGGCGCUAGGGAACCCUUUAACCCCGACCUAGGUCAAGAUGGAGGGAGGUCGAACAUGGUGAACAAUCGUUAUUUGUAUAGGGGAACCCCAUGUAAUGAAACAGUGUCAGAGUUACAGAGACACAAUAAGGCAGGGAGGCAGUUUCAUGCCCCCAUAAGGCCGGGUGUCCAAGAAAAGAGUAACUCGAUUGAUGCGGUGCAGGGCGUUGUGACAAGGUCCCAGUUUUGGGGUGGGGACAAACUCAAGGCACCUCUUAAGGUCCUAACACGCCCAAAUAAUACAUUGGUCACGACAGAAGAGUUAAAAGCAGCACAAAAACGUGAUCCAACUUUGAAGCGAGCCCGGGAAUUGGCUACGAAGGGAGUGGAAAUCAAUACAGGCACUUCAAAUAUCUGUCGUUUCCUUUUUAAAAAAGGAUUGUUGUAUCGUCAUUUCCACUCUCCGUCAUUAGAAUUUGGGAGGACUUUUAAGCAACUGGUGGUGCCAUCAGCUUUUCGUCUGGAAGUUAUGAAGCUGGGGCAUGACUCAAUCCUUGCAGGCCAUUUGGGUACCCAGAAAACUAUCAAUAAGAUUUUUACCCAGUUUUAUUGGCCAGCAAUGCAUGAACAAAUUAAAAGAUAUUGUCGAUCAUGCGACAUUUGUCAACGUACCAUCCCAAAAGGGAAAAUAGGGAAGGUCCCUCUUGGUACAAUGCCAUUAAUAGAUGUACCAUUUAAAAGGGUGGCGAUGGAUCUUGUAGGGCCCAUCAAACCAGCCACUACAAAGGGUCAUCAAUAUAUCUUAACUGUGGUCGAUUACGCAACUCGUUACCCAGAGGCUACACCUCUGAAACGGAUUUCAACAGAAGUUGUAGCUGAGGCAUUAUUCACUAUAUAUUGUAGAGUAGGAUUUCCAGAACAAGUACUUACAGACCAGGGUACACAGUUUGUGAGUGAUGUGAUGAGGGAGGUCAGUAGGCUGUUGUCAAUCAAGCAGCUAACCACUACUCCAUACCACCCUCAAUGCAAUGGCCUUGUAGAGCGUUUUAACGCCACUUUAAAGGGCAUGCUCAAGCGCAUGUGUAGCGAACGCCCGAAAGAUUGGGAUCGGUAUAUAGCACCUUUGUUGUUUGCGUACCGCGAGGCUCCUCAGGCUAGUUUAGGCUUUUCCCCCUUCGAACUAUUGUAUGGCAGGACCGUAAGAGGCCCUAUGACCAUACUUAGAGAAUUGUGGACAGGGGAGGCUACCAGUCCUGAAGUCCUCAAUACCUAUGAGUAUGUGCUUAAUCUGAGAAAUCGAUUAGAAACUACUUGUCAGAUAGCACAGCAGGAACUAACAAAGUCAAGUGAGAGGUAUAGAUCGCAUUUCGACAAAAAAACUAAACCUCGGAAGUUCGAAGUUGGUGACCAGGUUUUGCUUUUGCUACCCACCUCUGCAGACAAACUGCGUAUGCAAUGGCAAGGUCCAUAUAAAAUUAAAGAGCGGGUAGGGCAGGUGGACUAUCGCAUAGACAAAAAUGGUAAACUGAAGUUGUAUCAUAUCAACAUGUUAAAAAAGUAUGAGGAAAGGAGUUUUGACAACUGUGAGAAAGAUUCUAUCACACGUUCAGAAGUGGGUACUGCAGGGCUAUUAACAUGCGUAUCUACUGGCAUGGUUGUAACCCCACCAGAUGAUCAGAGAGGAUGGUCCUGA